CUAACCAUAUCAUAUUAUAAAAGCUCACAUUUUUUUCUUUCUAGCUCUUACUCACCUAAACACAUUCUCUCUUUUCCUCAUACUUUGAUGCAAUGGAGUGCAAAUUUGCUUUAGCCAUAUUUGUUUUACUUUUGCAUCAAUGUAUAGCUAAUGUUGAGGAUUAUUCAACAACAAUAGAGGUUUCGAAAUCGAAUAAAUCUUCUGGUUGUAAUCUUUUCCAAGGUAGUUGGGUGUAUGACGAUGCUUAUACUCCAUAUUAUGACUCCUCUACUUGUUCAUCUAUCAUCAAAGAGUUUGAUUGCUUAAGCAAUGGGCGCCCGGAUCAACUCUACCUCAAAUAUAGGUGGAAGCCUAGUGAUUGCGAUUUACCAAGAUUCGAUGGUCAAGAUUUUGUGACAAGGUUCACGGGAAAGAAGAUAAUGUUCGUGGGAGAUUCCUUAAGUCUUGAUCAAUGGCAAUCAUUUACAUGCAUGUUGCAAGCUUCCCUGCCUCAUUGUAAUCACAAGCUUACAGUAAAAGGCGCCCUCUCUACACAUACCAUAAUUGAGUACAACAUUUCGGUGAUGUUAUAUCGAACUCCAUAUUUGGUUGAUAUUGUAAGUGAAAAGAUUGGGAAGGUGCUAAAGCUUGAUUCUAUAAACAAUGGCAAUGCUUGGAAAGGGAUGGAUGUUCUCAUCUUCAACAGUUGGCAUUGGUGGGUCCAUAAAGGAAGCAAAAGUCAAGGAUGGGAUUACAUCCAAAAGGGCAAAAAGAUUUACAAGGACAUGGACCGUUUGACUGCUUAUAAAUAUGGAUUGACAACUUGGUCUAAGUGGGUUGACAAAUAUGCUAACAACAACAACAUUCAAGUUUUCUUCCAAGGCAUCUCCCCCACUCACUACAGGUCUCAAGAGUGGAACGCGAGUACCGGAGAUUGUAAAGGAGAAACAAAACCGAUACCAGGAUCAACAUAUCCAGCAGGCUUACCACCAGCCGACGGAGUAGUAAAGCAAAUAUUGAGUAACAUGUCAACAAAGGUUACGUUACUAGACGUAACAACAAUGUCACAACUAAGAAAAGAUGGACAUCCUUCAAUAUAUGGUUUGGAUGGCAAUGAUUGUUCUCAUUGGUGUCUUCCUGGUGUCCCUGAUACUUGGAAUGAACUCUUGUCAGCUCUUCUUGUUUCUCAAGCUAAGAAAACCCUACAAUUCAACCAACUUUGAUUGCUAGAUUCAAAUUUAUUGUGAUGGACACAUUAUUAUUUGGAUCUUGUAUUAUUUAUUAUAUCCAGGUAUGCGGAAUUUAAAUUUAAUUUAAUUUAACUCCUACUUUCUAUAUGAAAUUAAUUAAUAUAAACUUGUGGAUCAUAGUGAUUUUCAUCAUUGAUCCAUAUUUAUAGAAUUAUAGGGUUACAUGCUAUGUAUGCAGAAUUUAAAUUUUAUU
Molecule: messenger RNA, 1422 nt
Organism: Chenopodium quinoa (quinoa)
Lineage: Eukaryota; Viridiplantae; Streptophyta; Magnoliopsida; Caryophyllales; Amaranthaceae
Product: protein trichome birefringence-like 38
Exons: 5
Coding region: 93-1202 (369 amino acids)
Cellular component (GO): Golgi apparatus
Molecular function (GO): O-acetyltransferase activity
Source: RefSeq, a predicted model, not a curated record